Messenger RNA from Lolium perenne, 606 nucleotides. NCBI's taxonomy places the organism in Eukaryota, Viridiplantae, Streptophyta, Magnoliopsida, Poales, Poaceae. The record is from RefSeq and is a predicted model, not a curated record.
UGCAGUAGCUUACGAGGAGUAUCUCGAGAAGAUUAAGGAGCAUGACCUUGUGAAAGAUGCCUAUGUCCAGUGGACGAGCAACCAGAUGGCGAGUUUCACUCGGUUCAUGAUGACUGGAGUGCGAGAGGAACCACUCCCAGAGCCACCUCAUCCGGGGCCGACGCCAGUGUUCCCGUCCAAGGAGGAGUUCUAUAUCAUGUACAAGCGUCAGCGUCAGUUGACCCCGGGAUUGGGAGAAUCCGGGAACGACACUCCUUGUGGUACGCCGAUGCACCCCGGUCGCCAUUCUCCUGGUGCUUCUGCCGAACCUCGGCAUUUUUCUGGUUCCGGUGGCUCUCGUCGUGGUUCUACCUCCCCGAGCACCGUCGAAAUACAGCGGCCUCACUUCACCCACUCGGAGCUAGAUCGUCUGUAGCUAGAUCGUCACUCGGGUGGUGCACCACCAUAGUUUCUACAUUGUACUAGCACAUGAUGACACGCUCCAUCUUUGUAGUGGAUCCGGUGUAUGUACCAUGGUCUUGUAUGCUAUAUUUGUGCUAUUUGUGAGAUUUGAUGCUAUAUUUGUGAGAUUUGGUGCUAUACGGUGAUAUCUUUGUGCUAUAUGGU